AUGGACACAGGUAGCAGAAAAUCGCCAAGGGCUGUGACAAUGAAGCUGAUUGCAGCAGCAUUUGGCUUGAGCCUCCUUGUAGCCGGCCUGUGGGUGGGCCUCUCAUUGACAUCAAACUCAGACGGAGGAGGGAAACCUGGAGGAGGUGGAGGAGGUGGAGGAGGUGGAGGAGAAAGAGGAUGUUUUCUCCCACCAUUGCCAAAAGAAGAUGUUUCACUGUGCAGGAACCUUGAAGUUUUCUACAUGGAGAUGGGGAACAUCAGCUGUAAAAUUGUUCCUCAGUGUAAUCAGUACAGACGGAAGAUCAUGACGUGGCAGUCGCCGAUAGUCAAGUUCCACGGGGCUUUGGAUGGUGCACAGUAUCUGCUGGUGAUGGUGGAUCCAGAUGCCCCCAGCAGGUCUAAUCCCAGGAUGAAAUACUGGAGACACUGGGUGGUGUCCAACAUCACAGGCACUGACAUGAAAAGCGGGAGCAUCCGUGGCAAUAUAAUAACAGACUACCAGCCUCCUACCCCACCGCCAACCACUGGUCUACACCGCUACCAGUUCUUUGUCUACCUUCAGGGAGACAGAGACAUUUCUAUCCCAGAAAGUGAAAACGAAAACCGAGGUGCUUGGAAACUGGACAAAUUUCUGCAGCAGUACGGGCUGCAAGAUCCUGACACAAGCACCCAGUUCAUGACUCAGUUUGAUGGGGAACUGCCACCAGAUUUUGGUAGCAUUAACGACGGCCGAGACCAACCCGAUCAAAGAUAA
Rattus rattus (black rat) is the source of this 756-nucleotide messenger RNA. RefSeq names its product phosphatidylethanolamine binding protein 4 (gene Pebp4). The record is from RefSeq and is a predicted model, not a curated record. The transcript has 7 exons. The coding region runs from base 1 to 756 and encodes 251 amino acids. Lineage: Eukaryota; Metazoa; Chordata; Mammalia; Rodentia; Muridae.